Emiliania huxleyi CCMP1516 is the source of this 996-nucleotide messenger RNA. RefSeq lists its product as hypothetical. The transcript has a single exon. Gene Ontology annotation, biological process: potassium ion transmembrane transport; stabilization of membrane potential. Gene Ontology annotation, cellular component: membrane. Gene Ontology annotation, molecular function: potassium ion leak channel activity. The record is from RefSeq and is a predicted model, not a curated record. NCBI's taxonomy places the organism in Eukaryota, Haptophyta, Isochrysidales, Noelaerhabdaceae. The coding region runs from base 1 to 996 and encodes 331 amino acids.
AUGCUCGACGUUUGUCUGUCGUGGUCUCGCUCGAAGCAUCAUCGCUACGAGGCUGUGUCCCAGGAACACUGCGGCGAGUCGAGCGGCCUCACGGAAACACUCACCGAGCUCAUUGAUCGGCGGCCGCGGGCUAUGGCUGCGACAACUGUGUUGGCUUGCACGGGCUGCGGCUCCUGCGUGGCCAAGGUGAUGAUGGAUCUGACCUGGGUGGAGGCAUUCUACUUUUCUGUCACCACCAUCUCGACGGUCGGCUACGGCGACAUCAAUCCGGUGACGCACGGGCCGCGGCAUCGGAAGCAGCUGCACUAUGCCUUCAUGGCCUUUCACGUCAUCUACAUCGUCAUCGGCGUCGCGGCGGUGGGCGCGGCCGCGGCCCUGGUGCUCUACUCGCACCAGGACACAAUACUCUCGCUCAGAGCGACAGUGCGGCGGGCGGCAGCGGCCUUUGUCGCGUUGGCGCUUGCAGGUGCAGCAGUGAUGUGCCAGCUAGAGGGUUGGGAUGCCAUGCAUGGCCUCUACUGGGCGGUGGUGACGCUAUCGUCGGUCGGCUAUGGCCACCUCGUGCCGCGCUUUGAUGCGGGGCGCGUGGUGGCGAGCCUCAUCAUGCUGGGCGGCGUGGGCUGCCAGGCGACGCUGUUCACCGCCCUCGCACUGCUGCCGGCAGCACUGCGGCGGCGGCGCCUCGAGCGGCGGGCAAUGGAGCAUCUUGCGCGCGGCAAGGACAAGGGCGGGCUGGCGGACGAGGAGCUGCUUGAGCUGACCGCCGGUGAAACAAUGAAGGCGUGGCGGCUCUCCUCGAGCGACUCGUACGUGACGCGCGACGAGUUUUGCCUCGCGAUGCUGCUGCGGCUCGAGAAGAUCUCGGCAGAGGAUUUGCGGCUCGUGCAGGACACCUUCCUCAGGCUGGACGCCAACCGCAGCGGCAAGCUCGAGUCACGAGAGAGCGCGAGCAGGCGAGAAAGCCAACGCGAGCUGACUGCGAGUCUCGACUUUUGA